Messenger RNA from Spodoptera litura, 646 nucleotides. The record is from RefSeq and is a predicted model, not a curated record. Lineage: Eukaryota; Metazoa; Arthropoda; Insecta; Lepidoptera; Noctuidae.
GUGAGUAUAUUCGUCGGGUCUGCAUGGAAAUGGAGCGAAAAGAGACAACAAUACUACCUUCAUCAGUUUGCGGUUGAACAAGCAGACUUCAACUUCAGAAACCCAGCCGUCAAACAGGAGAUGUUUGAAAUUAUGAAGUUCUGGUUGGAUAAAGGCGUUGAUGGCUUCAGAGUUGACGCGCUACCAUACCUGGUAGAAGCAGAUCCAGCUGACCAUGGUGGAAAGUACCCUGAUGAGCCUCUCAGUGGACUGCCGCAGUUCGAAUCACAUCAGCUAGGCUACACAAUUCCUCUGUACACCAAAGACUUAAUCGAAUCGUACGACGUCAUAUACGAAUGGAGAGAUUUUAUCGAUGAGUACAAUAAAGAGCAUGGAGGAGAUACCAGGGUUUUAUUCUCAGAAGGGUAUGCCAACAUAACCAUGACUAUGUUAUACUAUGGAAAUGAAGAAGGAAGGAUUGGUACCCACAUCCCGUUCAAUUUCGACUUCAUCACCGACGUGUCAUCUAAGUCUAAUGCGAGGGACUUUGUCUACACCACACUGAAAUGGCUCACCUACAUGCCUUAUGGAGCAGUAGCUAACUGGCAGUUCGGUAACCACGACAACAACAGAAUGCCGACGCGGUUCCGUCACGACAUGGUGGACG